Molecule: messenger RNA, 1883 nt
Organism: Vitis riparia (riverbank grape)
Lineage: Eukaryota; Viridiplantae; Streptophyta; Magnoliopsida; Vitales; Vitaceae
Product: beta-taxilin
Exons: 12
Coding region: 268-1524 (418 amino acids)
Molecular function (GO): syntaxin binding
Source: RefSeq, a predicted model, not a curated record
CUUUUCUCUCUUUUUCUCGGCAACCAAACAAAGGUUAACUGUGAGACGUUUUUGUUUUUACUUUUUACUCAGAAAGCGCUCUGUGGGACAACAUUGAGUUUGAGUUUUUAGAAUUUUAUUUCUUCCAGUUUCCUGGGUUUUUCUUCUGCAAUCAACAAGAGGGUACUGGUGAGAUUUCUUGGGGUUUUUGGGAGAGAUCGAACACUGCUGUCUGAAUUUUAUUUCUUUUAGUUCUUCAGUUUUUUCAGCAACCAAGGGAAGGGUGAAAUGGAGAACACAGCUGCAAAUCAGCUCCCCGAAGUGGAUUCUUUGCCAGAUGGAUUUGUUGAGAGCUCUGCAGAACCAGUGGCUCCUCCAACUCCGACAUUGGACAAAGAGUCGGAUUACAAGGACAGUAAUUUUUCAACAAUGGAACCUUCUAAUGAUCUGGAAAAUGAAUCACUGGAACUAUUAGAUUCCAGUGUGGACAGGGUUGAGAAGACUCAGAAACCUAGAACUUUCCCUGUUCCAUUAUCUGAGAAGGAUGGUUUUGAUUCUUCUGGAGAAUCACCUAAAGUGACAAAUAAAGGCUGCUCGGAGCCUGGAGAAGCCACUGAAGGAGGCUCAGAUGCACCAACAACCCAUCUGAAGGAUGUAUCUUCUUCAGAAAGCAUUGAACAUUUGAAAAACAGAAAACUAGAAACCUCUGAAGUAAAACGUAAAAGUGCAAAGCGUACUUUCAAAUCAGAAAAGGAGUUUCUGGAAUUCUCUUUGAAAUAUCAACAGGUUAUAGCAGAAAGAGAUACGGCCAUUGCUGUUCGAGAUAAGCUUGAGUCACUGUGUAGGGAAUUACAACGUCAGAACAAAUUGCUAAUGGAUGAAUGCAAACGAGUAUCAGCAGAGGGCCAAACCUUGAGAUUAGACCUAUCAACCAAGUUCCAAGAUGCAAUCAAGGACGUAAGCAGUAAGCUGGAAGAGCAAAAAGGCGAGUGUCUCUCCCAGCUCAAGGAGAAUGAGAUGUUAAGAAACAAACUGAAGCAGCUUGCUGAUCAGUACACUCUUUCAGAACAGCAAUUUGCGCAGAAGUUAAAGCAGAAAACACUGGAACUUCAGCUUGCUGAUUUGAAAAAUCAGCAACAUGAGGAGAAAUUGAUCCAGGAACAAUCCCAGAUGAAAUUGUAUGCAGAACAGGUGUCACAAUUAUUGACAACUGAAAAAAGCUUGCGCUUACAGUUAACAGCUGAUGGAGAGAAGUUCCAACAAUUCCAGGAAGCAUUGUUAAAGAGCAAUGAAGUCUUUGAAACAUUUAAGCAAGAGAUUGAGAAGAUGGCGAAAUCAAUAAAGGAACUUAAGAAGGAAAAUAUUUUCUUGAAGAGCAAAUCUGAGAAGUCAGAUGUCACUCUAAUAGAACUUGUUGAGGAGCGGGAGCGCUUGAAGAAACAACUUGAGAAAAUGAAGAAUCAGAAAGAAAAGCUUGAAUCCUUAUGCAGGUCUCUUCAGGCAGAAAGGCGACAAAAUUCAAUUGGCAGUAAUGCCUCUGAUUGAGUUCCAAUUUCAAGGCUACAAAAAUACAUUCAACAAGGUAAAGAAUGUUGAAUGAUUUUAGGAACGAAGUAUACUUCACAGUUUAUACCAUAUGUUAUUUCGGCUGUGGCUUCUAUUGAGUUGUGAAAUACUCAAGAGGAUUAAAUGACUCUAGGGAUUGUAACCAUACAAAAAUCCUUCCCAUCAUUUAUUGUAUCGACAUUCCAAGUUGUGCUAGCUAGUAUCAUUGGCAUUAUCCUUACCGCUUUCUGGGUUCCAUACUUAGAUUGGGAUCUGUUAAUUUCGUUAUCCUAAGUUGGAGGGAACAAUUAUUUUCCAAUCAAUCAAGCUCUGUUGUGCUCUGCCGUUUUGUUGAUUCA